AUUACUGGUUAAAUUUCUCCCAGAAUGCUGUUGUCUCUUCCUUCUUCACUCCCUUUCCUCUUUCUCUCACACAGUCGUUUCCCCGCACACGCAACUGUCAGCCACCGCGCUUGAUCGCCGUGGCUACGCUUCAAGACUCGCAUUUUCCCUCCGCCGUCGAUUUCGCUACGGCGGUUCUUUGCCGGUAAACUUCCAAACUCGAUAAGUUGUUUUCACGAACUGGAAUUUAUCUUGAAGGUGCUAAAUUUCUGCACUUCAUAUCAAUGGCAUUGGGGCAUUAGUUAUUAAGUGUUUUGUUUAGAGAGAGUUGAAAUCAAAGUUUGGAAUUUGUUGUCGAUAUGGCUUCAAGAGUAAUUUCGCGAAAGAGAAGGAGCAUCUUCUCCAAUCCGCUGAAUUGUCAACCUACUCGCUUUGUCCUUGGAUUCUCAAGUGAUGGGCAUGGUCAACCAUUUGAAUCAAAUAAAGUAGAUGGUUUGAGUCAGUUUCCCUUCGAUUCAUCUUCAACUACAGGACAUAGGCGGGGAACAAAUGCAUUCACUGUAAAUAAAGAUGGUCUAGCAUCUUCUGCAGCGUCGAGAUUUCUCUUGCAUAGUUCCUUUGGAGUUUCAAAUUUUGGAUUUAGAAAUGAGAAAGCGGAGUUAGUUUCUCUUUCAAGAUUGGGGUGGAUAUCCCAGUGUACCCGUUAUAUUUCCACGGCAGCAGAGAGGGCCAAUGAACAAUCAGCUACCAAGCCAAAGAAGGAAGCUUCACCAGAGGAAUGUGAUGAAGCUGUUGAGGGCUUGAGUACCGUUAAAGCAAAAGCCAAGGCUAAACAAUUGCAAGAAUCCCAGAAGAGUUCUGAAUCAAUUAUAAAGAGAUUAUGGGCUAAGAUUCUAGGAAUUGGUCCAGCUUUCAGAGCUGUUUUGUCGAUGAGCAGGGAUGACUGGGCAAAGAAGUUACGUCAUUGGAAGGAUGAAUUUAUAUCUGCCCUGAAACACUACUGGUUUGGUACAAAACUGCUUUGGGCUGAUGUUAGGAUAAGCUCCAGAUUAUUGUCGAAACUUGCCAAUGGAAAGAGUCUUUCUAGAAGGGAGAGGCAGCAGCUCACAAGGACAACAGCAGAUAUUUUCAGGCUAGUUCCUUUUGCUGUAUUUAUCAUAGUUCCAUUCAUGGAGUUUCUGUUGCCAGUAUUCCUGAAACUGUUCCCCAACAUGCUGCCUUCCACCUUCCAGGACAAAAUGAAAGAACAGGAGGCAUUGAAAAGAAGGCUAAAUGCAAGAAUAGAAUACGCCAAGUUUCUUCAAGAUACUGUAAAAGAAAUGGCAAAGGAAGUUCAGAAUUUACGAGGUGGAGAAAUGAAGAAGACAGCAGAAGAUCUUGAUGAAUUUAUGAACAAGGUCAGAACGGGUGCCCGAGUUUCAAAUGAUGAAAUCCUAGGUUUUGCCAUGUUAUUUAAUGAUGAGCUCACUUUGGACACCAUUAGCAGGCCUCGCUUGGUAAAUAUGUGUAAAUAUAUGGGUAUCAGCCCAUUUGGAACUGAUGCGUAUUUGCGUUAUAUGCUCCGCAAAAGAUUACAGGAGAUCAAGAAUGAUGAUAGGAUGAUUCAAGAAGAAGGUGUUGAGACUCUUUCAGAAGCAGAGCUUCGUCAAGCUUGUAGAGAUCGAGGAUUACUUGGAUUACUUUCAGUGGAAGAAAUGCGGAAACAGCUUAAUGACUGGCUAGAUUUAUCUCUCAAUCAUUCUCUGCCGUCUUCCCUCUUAAUUCUUUCUAGAGCAUUUUCUGUUUCAGGAAAGGUGAGGCCAGAGGAGGCUGUUCAAGCUACACUCUCUUCUCUGCCAGAUGAGGUUGUAGAUACUGUUCAAGUUACAACUUUGCCAUCUGAAGAUUCAGUUUCUGAAAGGAAGAGGAAGUUGGAAUUCCUUGAAAUGCAAGAGGAGCUAAUAAAGGAGGAGGAAGAGAAAGAGGAAGAGGAGAAAGCCAAAGUGACAGAAUCUAUUGGUAGCGAGAGGAAUUUGGCUAUGGAAGAGAGGGCUUCAACAACCGAACAAACACAAAAAGAGAUCAAAACAAAGACAUUGGAAAAGCAUGAGCAACUCUGUGAGCUCAGCCGCGCACUAGCUGUUUUAGCAUCAGCAUCUUCAGUGAGCAGGGAACGAGAAGAGUUUUUAAGGCUCGUUAGGAAGGAGAUGGAGCUAUAUAAUAGUAUGGUAGGGAAAGAAGGUAUUGAAGGUGAACGGGAAGCAAAGAAGGCCUAUAAAGCUGCAAGAAAGGAUAGUGAUGAUGCCCUUGAGGAGGCUAUUAGUGACAAGGUUUCUUCAGCACUUACUGAAAAGGUUGAUUCUAUGCUCCAUACACUUGAAAAAGAAAUUGACGAUGUUGAUGCUAAAAUUGGAGACCGCUGGCGGUUGCUAGACAGGGAUUACGAUGGGAAAGUGACACCUGAGGAAGUUCAGUCUGCUGCUAUGUAUCUGAAGGACACACUGGGCAAAGAAGGAAUUCAGGAACUGAUCAGCAAUCUCUCCAAGGAUAGCGAUGGGAAAAUAUUGGUGGAAGACAUUGUCAGAUUGGGCAUCCAGAAAGAAGAUGCCGAUGCAGAGGAAUGCUCUGGCGUGUCCGAGGAGGUUCUUUCCGGUGGUGCGGCUCUGGUGAGAGAGAAUGAAGAUGAACGAUCUUCUUGAUUAAGCGUUUUGGCAACACCUUCUGCACUUGUCCUCUGUUUGCAUUUCUUGAAGGUCCAAGCCAAGACAAACCAACCUUCAAAAAAAACUGAGAGCUUCUUCACCUUGGGGCGUGUCUCUGUUCUGUUCAUUCUGAGUGCUGCAAGAAACACAAACAAGUUUAAAGAAAAGAAGACACUUGCUGAAAUGAAAUUGCUACUCAGAUGAGAUGGGGCUUAUAGAUUUGAUAUUCUGUUCUGUUUGGAACUAAGACGUUUCUGGGUAUGCAUGCUGAAAUUGCAAUUCCACACUGUUUGUCCCUUCCUUUCUUUUGGAUUUAAUUAAUUCAAUUCUGUAAUAUAAUUUGGAUCUGUUUUUAAAUCUUCCUAAUCCCCAUAUUUGAAUUUGUAAAGCAACACACUAUUUAUAGGCACCAGUAGUUUCUGCUAAAUAAUUUGACUAUUCUUUGAAUCUCUUUUA
This is a messenger RNA of Lotus japonicus, 3116 nucleotides long. RefSeq lists its product as uncharacterized. Lineage: Eukaryota; Viridiplantae; Streptophyta; Magnoliopsida; Fabales; Fabaceae. The transcript has 18 exons. The coding region runs from base 339 to 2657 and encodes 772 amino acids. Gene Ontology annotation, biological process: intracellular monoatomic cation homeostasis. The record is from RefSeq and is a predicted model, not a curated record. Gene Ontology annotation, molecular function: ribosome binding; calcium ion binding. Gene Ontology annotation, cellular component: mitochondrial inner membrane.